UGGUAUCAAGCCCAGGCCAGCCCAGGCCAGCGCAGGCCAGCGAGCCGUGCCGCCCCCCUGCUCACCCAGCCCUCUCUUUCUCACUCAGCCUCUUCGUCUACAAGAUGCUUUCCCUAGAUCAGCUGUGCCCAGAACUGGCCCGCCCUGUGGCCUCCAAGGACCCAGAAGAAGAAGGGGAUGGGGAGCAGCAUGGAAGCCCAGAGCUGCCCCCAACAGGACCCCUCUUGGGCUCCUGGCACCAGGAUGUGAACCUGACUUGUAAGAGCUCCCCCGAAGAGGGCACUGCCCGGGCUUGGACGACCUUCUACUACAACAUGUUACAAAGCUGCCUGCAGCAGGCAGGCCUGCCUGAGACUGUGGACCGUAGCCUAGAGCCUCACCCAGGCUGCCCAGGGGUGGAGGUGACCAUGUGUGUUCUGGGCUCCCCGAGUUCCUUCUUCUCUGUGCUGCUGGAGGGGGGUGCCCAGAGCCCAGGAAACAUGCUGUUGUGUCUGUCUCCAUCCUGGCUGACCAAAGUGCCCAUGGCUGGAAAACCAGGGGAAUCAGCCCUGCUGGUCUCCAAGGCUGUGACAUUCCAUCCAGGGGGCCUUACCUUCCUGGAGGAGUUUGCCCCACCACGGCGGGUCACCUACUUCCUAGGGGAGUUGGGACCAAGGGCUGGCCGAGGCCGGGAGGUGGCAGAGCUGAGCAGAGACCUGGGCUGCCCCACAGGGAGCUCAGCAGAGCUAGCCCGCCUUCUGGAGGACCGACUACUUACCAGGCAGCUUCUGGCCCAGGGGGACAAGGUGUCUGUGCCUGCCACUCUGGCCUUGACAUACAAGCCCCCCCAGCAGCUGCAGGUCCAGGCUUGGACCCAGAGCCUGCGGCAGGUGGAGCUCAGUGACAAGGAGGGGCAGGAGGGGCUGGUGGAAGAGGAAGUGGAGGCCUUUCUCCACCUUGGAGCCCUGGGAGAUGCCCACCAGGUGGCAGUAAAGCCUUCGGGCUGGCGCUGGCGUGGGUCCCAGGCCAUGAGCCUGCAUCCAAGGUCAGAAGCGGGGGCAGUGGUCCGAGCAGUGCUGGCCCUGUUGGAGAAGCUGGAGGAAGAGGAGAGUGUCCUGGUGGAGGCUGUGUGUCCUCCAGCCCGGACCCUGCAUCCUGACGAUCCCGGGAGCCUCACUCCCCAACCAGAGCUGGCCAUUCGAGCCUGUGUUGUGGUAUGCAGAACUCAGGGUGAUCGGCCUCUGAUGAGCCAGAUGGUGUGCAGCGUGGGCCGUCCGGAGCAACCCCUGCGGCACCAGGUCGCCCUGACGCAGAGCCUGGACACUGCUCUGGCCGCAUGCGGGUUGAGGGAGCCGUCCACUGUGGAAGCGCUGCGGCGCCGCGUGCGGGAGGCGGCUGAAGGGGCUCUGGGGGCAGUGCUGGAGUUUGAGGCCUCGCUCAGCCCUGAGCAGCGGGGUGGGCGCCAGGCUCAGACAGACGUGCUCGGUGUGGACUUGGCGCUGACUCCCGUAGGCCCCGGGGGCUCACUGAGCCCUGUGCUCCUGGAGCUCAACAGCUGUCUGUGCCUGGAGGCCUGCGGGCUCCUGGAGGGACAAUGGGCUCGGCGGGGCCUGCGUUCCCAGUGGGCUGCCGCGGGGCCCUUGGUGGAGACCAUGCUUCGGCGCUCGGCGCGCCACCUCAUGGAGGGCAAGCACCUGCUGGUGGUGGGUGCCGGCGGCUUCAGCAAGAAGUUCGUGUGGGAGGCGGCCCGGGAGUACGGGCUCAAGCUGCACCUGGUGGAGUCGGAUCCCAACCAUUUUGCCUCUCAACUGGUCCAGACCUUCAUCCACUUUGACGUGACCCAGCACCGUCGGGAUGAAGAGAAUGCCCGCCACCUGGCAGAUCUGGUUCGGGCCCGCGGCCUGCAGCUGGAUGGCUGCCUCUCUUACUGGGACGACUGCCUGGUGCUGACAGCCUUGCUCUGCAAGGAGCUGGGCCUCCGGGGCUGCCCCGCAGCUGCCAUGAGCCUGGCAAAGCAGAAGAGCCAGACGCAGUCUCACCUGCUGCGCUUCCGCAGCCCGCGCUGGCCCGCCCCUUCCCUCUAUGCGGUGCCCUGCUGCCCGUUGGAGGUCCCCGAGGAUGUGGAGCGUGCUGCUCGGCUGGUGCCCCUUCCCGGAGUCAUGAAGCUGGAGUUCGGAGCGGGGGCGGUGGGUGUGCGGCUGGUCGAGGAUGCCUCUCAGUGUCGGGCCCACUUUGCUAAGAUCUCCCAGGACCUACAGGGGGAGGCUGACCACCCGGGCAUCGGGCUGGGCUGGGGCAAUGCCAUGUUACUGAUGGAGUUCGUUGCAGGCACAGAGCACGAUGUAGACGUGGUGAUAUUUUCCGGGAGGCUGUUGGGAGCUUUCGUCUCCGACAAUGGCCCCACCCGCCUCCCGGGCUUCACGGAGACCGCAGCCUGCAUGCCCACGGGACUGGCGCCGGAGCGGGAAGCCCAGCUGAUCCAGGCUGCCUACCAGUGCUGCCUGGGCUGUGGGCUGCUGGACGGCGUCUUCAACGUUGAGAUGAAGCUGACCGCUUCGGGGCCUCGGCUGAUCGAGAUCAAUCCCCGCAUGGGUGGCUUCUACCUGCGCGACUGGAUCCAGGAGUUGUAUGGGGUCGACCUGCUGCUGGCGGCCGCCAUGGUGGCCUGUGGCAUCCCGCCCGCCCUGCCUGCCCAGCCCAGAGCCCGGGCCUACUUGGUGGGGGUCAUGUGUGUGGUAUCCCAGCACCUGCAGGCGCUGAGCUCCACGGCCAGCCGGGAGGCUCUCCAGGCCCUGCACGAGCGGGGCCUCAUCCGCCUCAACCUGCUGGAGGAGGAGCUGGUACCUGGAGAGUACGAGGAGCCUUACUGCAGUAUAGCCUGCGCGGGCAGCAGCCCCACUGAGGCCCGACAGCGCCUGCUAGGGCUCUGCCAGGGCCUGGGCAUCGACUCCCCAAACUAUCCCGUAGCCCAUUUCUUGUCUCAUUUCAAAUAGCAGUAGGGGCAGGGGGAGGGGCCCUAGGGCAAGGCCGUCGUUAGCUGGGAAGGAAGACAGGGUGGAGUCCCAGGUUGGGCAGUCCCAGACCCGAGAGGAAGGGUGUGGGGCCCCAGGAAAUCUAUCAGUCCUGGGAAGGAGGUGGGGCUCUCCAAAGGGUCUGGCAUUGGCUGUGAAGGGCAGGGGUGGGGCCCCCGGAGAAUCUGUCGAAGAAAAAGUAGGCAGCGCUCCAAGAAAGGAUAUUGAGGGUCGGGAAGCCCGAGGCGCUGCGAUGAAGAACGAGGGCGAAGGGAGAGAAUUGCGCUCCUUCCUAUGUUUAGCUUGGCGCGGAUAAGUAGAGUGGUCCGUGGCCAAGCUGAACCCUAUCUUUGCCUUCUAGAUGAAAGUUUGGAAGGCAGCUUCCAGAUCCAUCCCCCACCCCUCCUAUUUCCCCCUCAAGGGCUCUACCAGGGGAUCUGCCCAAGAUCCCGGGGAUCUAAGAGGCAGGCCUUGAACCCAGACCUCCUUACUACAUCCAUCCACGGUCUCCCAGCAGCCUCUUGGUCUGGCCCGCCCCCUCACCCACUGCACCAUCAACAUACUCCACCUUUCAGGUCCUCUAGGCCCUUCCUUCCCGCCCCCCCGCGCCCCCCCCCCGACCCAGAAUCUUUCCUGGGGCCUGAGGCGCACAAUGGGAGGCAAUGUCGGCCUGUCCAACCUGAGGCGGCUUUUUCCUCUUUCCUCCCCGCUGGCUGGAAUGAAUGCCCCCUCACAACCCGAAGACCAGAUCAGACGUCACUCUUCUCCCCUCCUCCUCUCCCUCCCAUUCUCCAAAACAGCAGUGAUCUAGGACAGCCUUCUGCAUCUACAAUUCUAACUGGGCCCCGGGAGGGAUGGUGGACAGGAAUCGUUCCUUUCAUGCGACAUUGCCCUUCCCCUAGCAGAGAUGGACCUCUAACAGAGGGGAACCUGGGCAGAGGGUGGCAAUGGCCCCCUAGUCACUGGCUGUGCUUGGGAGAAACCCCACAGCUGUCAGUGGCUAAACUCAGAAACCCAGAGUUGCUUCCUUCUUCCCUUAGCCAGACCUCAGCCUCUGUGUCAACAAGUCUGGGAGUAGGUACUCUUGGGGGACCUGCCUGAUUUAGCCAGCCUAGAAAUCUAUAGCUUUAGGAGCACUAACUAGCCUCUCCCACAGUCUGUCUGCCCUUAGGUCAGGUGUUCCAUCUUUUUAAAAGUCUUAUUUUCAAGCCUAGUGUUAAUGACUUGGCUGCCCACUGGGACCAUCUCAGCUCCUAGGGGUCCCCCUUCCCACUAAAAACCGGCUUAUGGCUGUUGAGACCCAGAGGCCCUACUACUUCUACCAACCCGUUCUAGUCCACGGGUCGCUCUAAGAGAGCCCAAAGUCCUCCGCUCGAAGUACGGUCCAAGCAACCCCCUCGCUAGACAAGGAGACUCAGAGGGGAAGGGGCUAGCCCAGGUCUCAGGCUGGGCACAGAGGAGCUCCGUUGGACUCAGCCGGAAUAGACCCCGCAGAGCAUCUAAUCCAACCCUCUCAUUUUGCAGAUGGGGAAACUGAGGUCCAGAGAAGGACAGGGCAAAGCUAACUAGGGACGUAGCUGGGACUGCUAGCUCAGGACUCUGCCCUCUCCCCUUCCCUGGAGUGACCCUCCCUGGGCUCAUCGAAGUCCCCACCACACUGGAGGGCACUGCUUGCUGCCUGCCCCUCUAGUCCUAGGUUCGCAGAAAAUUCGGAGGCGCCCCUUUAAGCAAUCGUCUCCUCUGGACUUGUCUCCAUGACGUCACCCCUUCCUUGGCAACACUCCCAGCAGAGAAGUCACCUAGGGAGCACACAAGCGGGCCAGGGACCGGGCCGGCCACUGCGCCUGCGCCACCGUGUUUGUUUUUGUUUUUUAAAUUCUCUCGCUGUAACACUCGGAGAAAAGUGCCUGGUAAAUAAAGUCGCUGUGAAGGUC
Trichosurus vulpecula (common brushtail) is the source of this 4924-nucleotide messenger RNA. RefSeq names its product carnosine synthase 1 (gene CARNS1). The coding region runs from base 105 to 2972 and encodes 955 amino acids. Gene Ontology annotation, molecular function: ATP binding; carnosine synthase activity; metal ion binding. The transcript is spliced from 10 exons. NCBI's taxonomy places the organism in Eukaryota, Metazoa, Chordata, Mammalia, Diprotodontia, Phalangeridae. The record is from RefSeq and is a predicted model, not a curated record. Gene Ontology annotation, biological process: carnosine biosynthetic process.